Molecule: messenger RNA, 1301 nt
Organism: Chaetomium fimeti
Lineage: Eukaryota; Fungi; Ascomycota; Sordariomycetes; Sordariales; Chaetomiaceae
Product: RTA1 like protein-domain-containing protein
Exons: 2
Coding region: 349-1242 (297 amino acids)
Cellular component (GO): membrane
Source: RefSeq, a predicted model, not a curated record
GGCUGAGUCAAACCUUGCUCGUUAAUUUCAGGCCGACGUUGCAGGACGGGGGCUGUCUAUACAUUUAUUAUACUCAAGAUCCCCUCUGUUCCGACAAGUUACAACCGGACUCAUCCAUCAUUCAUCUUCACUCGCUCUUUGGUCAAUAGUCUCGAGGUUCGUUUGUCUGGCAGUUCCGGGCCUUCUGGCUGUAAAGGGCCUGUUUGUUCUCACAACGAGAAGAGCCAUCACAACAACCUCCUCCCUCUGCUUCAACCAUCAGGAUUCAGGAGGUCUGCUGUCUGGACAUAAACCCUCACGCAACCACUCUUCGGCAACCCCGACCUUGACAACUUCUCGACAACCAAGAUGGCGGACGACUCGACGGCUUCGGGAGCCGAACUCCUCGAUUUCGCCUUGUACCGAUAUGAACUGUCGCUACCUGCCGCCAUUGCUACCGCCGUCGUCUUCUUGAUCCUCACGCUGCUUCACAUCUGGCGUAUAUACCGUCACCGCUCGUUUUACUUUACCGCCUUCACUGUUGGUGGUUGCUUCCAAGUCAUCGGUUACUGCGGUCGCAUCUGGUCCCACUUCGACGACACGGCCAUCGGCGGUUUCGUAAUACAGGCCAUCCUCAUCCUGAUCGCACCGGCACUGUACGCCGCCUCCAUCUACAUGAUCCUUGGUCGCCUGAUCCGCGCUUUGCACGCCGAGUCAACGUCUAUCAUCCCGGUCAAGUGGAUGACUAAAAUCUUUGUGGUUGGCGAUGUCUUGUCCUUCGUCUUGCAGGCUGGUGGUGGUGGAAUUCAGGCGGCCGGCACUCUCGAGUUUUACGAUAUUGGCGAGAAGAUCAUCAUUGUCGGCCUUUUCAUCCAGAUCUUCAUCUUCGGCUUUUUUCUCGUCACCACCGUCGUGUUCCACUCUCGCUUCCGCCAGUCCAACCGCACCGUUGGACAACACCCAUUGAUCCCAUGGAAACGCCACUUAACUGUCCUGUACGUUGCUAGCUCCAUCAUCAUGGUGCGGAGCAUCUUCCGUGUGGUUGAAUAUCUCCAGGGGAACGGGGGCUAUCUCAUCUCCCACGAGGUCUUUCUCUACGUCUUUGAUGCUGUGCUCAUGGCCGCUGUCAUGGCCAUCUUUUGCAUCUUCUACGUCGACGAUCUCGAGACAUCUGAUAGCGGGAAACGGGGCAGCGCCAUAGAGAUGCUGUCAAGCCGAGACAGUGAUGGGCCGGGGAUGGCGCCGCGCCCGUAUGGUGUUUGAGCGGCUGAGCCAACCUCGCGCCGCACCGAGAACCACUAAUAGCUGUUAAUAUCACGACA